Molecule: messenger RNA, 3224 nt
Organism: Bursaphelenchus xylophilus (pine wood nematode)
Lineage: Eukaryota; Metazoa; Nematoda; Chromadorea; Rhabditida; Aphelenchoididae
Source: the annotation of a GenBank genome assembly
AUGUUCGAAAGGCAAACAAUCCUGGAUAGAUUGAGCAAACAGUUCAAGACGAUAAAGAUCAAGUUGAUCAAAGGAAAGCCAGGUCGAAUUUCGUUAAGGAGUCUUUUAAUACAUGCGUUCAACACGCUGAAAAUCACAAUGGAGCUGGCGAGGAAGGGCGAUGGCUGGGCCUCUUAUCUCCGGAAGGGACCCUCUGUUUUUCGAUAUUUCAUUUUGACGCUAACUUUACUUACUUUGGCAAUCAGUCUAUCAUGGUGAGUGAUUUCUCUACUAGUACUGAAGUAAGUGUUAAAAACUCUGGCUUCAUGGAAAUUGGGAGCUUUUUUCGGCUGUGCGUACAAACAUGUGUGCCCUUCUCUGAGUUCAAUGUUUUUACAGGGAAAAAGCGCCCAAUUUCCCGCCGCCCAAUUUCCAUGCAGCCAAAACUUUAAUUUGGCCUUCACACUCCUAUAAAAUCUAAAUAAAAUUAUGAUUAUUUGAAUUUUCCGCCCUCUUCUAAAACUCCCAAGGAAAUCCGAAUGGUCGAGUGGUCAGUGAGCUCUCGCAAUAUUUUUAGGCAAAAGUUGUACGAGUUUUAUUAAAUCAGCGAUUUAAAAUAAAGGAAAUUUUAACGACACUCGCAAUUAAUUAUACAUAAGGCAUUAUAUGUGUGUAUCUAAUGUUGCCAACAGAGAGUUACUCAGUGGAAAUUAAACACCAAAAACUACAUUUUAAACUUGACACUUUUUAGUUUCAUCUGCUUCAAUGUUUCCGUUGUCCACAUGACCAACAUAAAAUCAUCUCCAUACUAUAAUUCAUCCGAACCGGACCCAUUUUAUUACAGUAGUCCCGACAUUCCCAUAGCUGAUCGGAGAUUUUAUUUGAGUAACUCUGAACGAGGAUGGAUUUAUGCAGGUAAGGGAGUAGAAAUUUGCUAUUUUUGAUUUCAGCAUUGAAUGCUGAGAUUAAAAUAUCCUAAGAAACCACAGUAUCGACCUUCCGAAACAUAAAUAUUUGCUUGAGCAUUUACAGUUAGGGUGUUUCGAUAAAGAUCCCUACAUAAAUUAAGGCUUUUUGCAGCGCCGUUCAUCGGCGCGCUUCUUUUCGCCAUCCCAGUCACUGUGAUGAUGAGAACAAUAAAAGCAAGACACACACAGUUCAUUGUUGGAAUUCUCACAGCCGUCAUCACAGCAAUCACACCGCUCACUCUGACCAAUUUUCCGGUUUGGUUAUUUGUUAUCAUUCGAUUAUUUCAAGUGAGUUAUAGGCUUGACUGAUUACAUCACCAGUUGUGAAUCUGAAUUGCAAUAUUCAGGGAGCAGCCUUGGCCAACCUGUACCCUGUAAUUGGAGUCGUAGUUGCCAAAUGGAGUCCUUUAAGGGAGAAGGGAUUCUUUUUAUCCACUUUGACUGGUUAUCUCCAGAUCUCGUGCAUAAUUGCGAUGCCAUUAUCAGGGGUUUUGGUGCAGUUGGGUAGGUCCCCUUGUGUGUAUAAUAUUUUUACCUUCUUAGUUAAUUGGCCGAUCGUAUUUUAUGUGCACGGAGCAAUUGCUUUAAUCCUAUCUUUUAUGUGGUAUAUCUUCUUUACGAAUGAUCCAGCGGAAAAUUUCUUUCUCUCGAAAUUAGAACUUGAAUUAAUAAACUACAAAAGGAAUCCUUCGCCUCCUCCAGACCCUGUAAGUUUAUUAAAUUUAGAUUAAUCGUCAAAAUAAAGGUGAAUAUAUGGGAGAUCAUCAGAACGCCGAGUGUUCUGGCGGUGUUUGCCGCUGUCUUCGGAAACUUUAUGACAUUUAAUUUUGCAAAUACAUUCUUUCCGACAUAUCUGAAUAACUUAUUUGGAUUCUCUUCUCUAAAUGCAUCGUUAAUUGUAACUUUGGUAUUGCUUUUACAAUUCUUUGUAAAGAUCAUAACGGGUGUUGUCACCGACAAGCUAGAUAAAGUCGAAGAUGAGACCAAGGUAUGUUGUCCAUUGUAUUCUGUAAACUCUUAGAUCAAAUGGUGCAAUUCGAUUGCCUUUUGUGGGACGGCCCUCUUCCUCUCGAUUACGACUGUCGUUCCGCCUUCCUGGAAUAAUCUUCUUUCCAUCAUCGCCAUCUCCGCACCUUAUGUUUUGUUGGGUGCCAAUGGCGGUGGAUUCCCGAGAAGUGCCGUUUUGAUCAGUGGCCAACACACACCCACUGUCAUGGCGAUGUUUCAGGUAUGGCCUAUGUGAUUACAUAAUAGGGUUGUUAUGUCGUCAACUUGACGCGUCAGUCACGCCGUCAUUUUCAUCACUUCAAAUUGCUCUGUCGUUUUAAAUGUCAGAUUGAGCGUUUUUUGGAAAAUUUUUGAAGAUUUUUAAUAAAAAACGUAGAAAUUAAAAAAUUUUAGGAACUGAAUCGCGUCCCGACAUUUCGGGUCAGGGACAACUCGGGUCGCGACAGGUCAGGUCAACGACAUUUCGGGUCACCGAUACCGCUUAAUUAAUUUUUUUGCUUCGGGACUUGGAAAAAAGGAUUUUUUGUACAAAAUUUUGGAAUGUUUUCGCUUUGGGACUACCCCUAAAUCAACUAUUUAUCUAAAAAAUUCUAAAAAUUAUAUUUGUACCUUAUGUAAAAUAAAGUUGUAACAUUCAGAACGAUUCUCCACAAAAAUUUCUUUUCUCCAGUCCCGAAGUCAAAACAUUUCAAAAAAUUGUUCAAAUUCACCAAGAAAUUCUUUUUUCCUAGUCCCGAAGCGAAAAUAUUAAACGGUAUCGGUGACCCAAAAUGUCGUUGACCCGAGUUGUCGCGACCCGAGUUGUCCUUGACCCGAAAUGUCGGGACGCGGUCUAAACAACCAAUGAAAUAAUAUAAUAAAACUAGCUGCCACUAAUAUACACGGUAUUCAUCUUAUUCUAUGUUGAGCUUGCGUUUGAAAGCUUCGUAUAUCAGAAUUUUCAAUUUUUCCAAAAUUACGAAAAUGACGGAAAUAUGACGCAAUUUGAUGUCAAGUUGACGCCAGAUUGAAAAAUUCGUCAAAUUAACAACCCUAUUACGUAAUCAUAAUUGAUGAUGAUUAUUACAGGCCGUGUUAUGUGGGAGCUUCCUGAUCAGUUCCCUGACCGUCCCCGCCAUCACCCCCCACUCCACCUUUGAGGAAUGGAAGCUCGUGUUCGUAUUAUACAUCGUUCUUCUCCUUUCUACUAACGGGAUCUUCGUCGCUUUCGGCAGUGCGAAACCGGCGUCAUGGGCGUCAAGUCGAACAGCCAAUCUCAUUGUGCCUUAG